Molecule: messenger RNA, 6239 nt
Organism: Drosophila serrata
Lineage: Eukaryota; Metazoa; Arthropoda; Insecta; Diptera; Drosophilidae
Source: RefSeq, a predicted model, not a curated record
UCAAAUAAAACGGGGAUAUAAAACGAAUAACAUUGCAGAAGAAAUAAAAAACUAUAAGCCCAGUUUUAGAACGCCAGAGAAUUCCUUGUCUUAUAACAUACGAAAUGAAAACCAUCCUCAGACUACUGGCAGUUAUUCGAAUGAAAAUUAUCUCUCUCUUGGUAGUCAGAAUCUAAACAGUAUAAAGAAUAAAGAAUAUCAUAAUAAUAUUAUACCUGGAGUAAAUGAUAGUCCAUAUGAAAAGAAACCAGUUGAGAGCACUUUUAAGCUUCCCUAUAAUAGUCUAUCCGAUUUAGAUAAUGCACCGAACAAACAGCCAAAUUACAGAUUUAAUUUUAAGCAACCUCUUAAUGUUCCAACCGAUCUAAAUGUUAUAAAAGAUAAUUAUUAUAAAGCUAAGACAACUGAGGAUAAUAUUUAUAGGCAAAAUUAUCCACCAGAAGAAAGAAUCGGUGAACAAACCAUAAAAUCUAAAUAUUAUAAUUCUAAGACCGCUAAGAAUAACAUUUAUAACUACCUACCACAAGGAAGAGUUCCUGAACAGGACAUAAAAAAUGAAUAUUAUAAUGUUAAGAAAAAUGAUAAUAUUCACACAAAAAACUACUUACCAAAAGAAAGAGUUCUUAAAAAUGAAAUUAUAAAUAAGUUUUAUAGUGGUAAGACAGCUGGGAACAAUGUAAACACACGAAAUGAUUUACCAGCCAAAAAUGAAUAUUAUAAUGGUGAUAAUAAUUUUAAAGGAAGUAAUCCACCAAAAGAAGUAGUUCCAGAAUAUGGUGGUAAAAAUGAAUAUUAUAAUGCCAAGACAACGGAGAAUAAUUUUAAUAUUGGAAAUGAUCCAAAACAACGAAAAGUUCAGGAAUAUGACAAAAAUACGGAUUAUUAUACUGCUAAAAUUGCUGAGAAUAAUAUUUAUAAGGAAAAUGAUGUACCUCAAGGAAGAAAUCCUGAACUUGACAGAAAACAUGAUUAUUAUAAUGCUAAGACAGCUGAACAUAAUAUUUAUACCGGAAAUUAUCCUCUAGAAGAAAGAAUUCGUGAACAAAACAUUAAAAAUAAAUAUUAUAAUGGUAAGACAGCUGAGAAUAAUAUUUACAAGGAAAAUGAAGGGAGGGUUCCUGAAAUUGACAGAAAUUACGAUUAUUUUAAUGCCAAUGCAGCCAAGAGUAAUAUUUUUAUUAAAAAAUAUUUACCACAAUAUGUCAAGGCAACUGAGAAUAUUUAUAAAGGAAGUGAUCUUCAAGAAAGAUAUAAUGAACAUAAAAAAGUUCCUGUCCAUGAUAGGAAAAAUAAAUAUUAUAAUGCUAAGUCAAGUGAAAAUGCUUACAAUGGAAAUGGUAUUCGGCAAGAAAGAGUUUCUGAACAUGAAAUAAAAAAUGAAUAUUAUAAUGGUAAUACACCUGAGAAUAUUAUUUAUCCAGGAUAUAAUUUACCAGCAGAAAAGGUUCCUGAAUAUGACCGAAAAAAUGAAUAUUAUAAAGCUAAGACAACGAAUAAUAUUUAUAAAGGAAGUGAUCCACCAAAAGGAAUUAUAGAAUAUUUUAAAGCUAAAAUAACUGAUAAUAUUUAUAAAGGAAGGAAUCCUCCAAAAGAAGCCGUUCCUGAAUAUGACACAAAAAAUGAAUAUUUAAAUGCUAUAACAAAUGAUAAUAUUUAUAAAACAAGUGAUCUACCAAAAACAGAAGAAGUUUCUAAAUAUUAUAAAGCUAAAAUAAGUGAUAUUUAUAAAGAAAGUAAUCCUUUAAAAGAAGCCGUUCCUGAAUAUGACAGAAAAAAUGAAUACUUCAAUGUGAAAACAACUGAUAAUAUUAAUAAAGGAAGUGAUGAACCAAAAGAAGGAGUUCCUGAAUAUUAUAAAUCUAAAAUAACUGAUAUUUAUAAAGAAAGUAAACCUUCAAAAGAAGCCGUUCCUGAAUAUGACAGAAAAAAUGAAUAUUUCAAUGCGAAAACAACUGAUAAUGUUAAUAAAGGAAGUGAUCAACCAAAAGAAGGAGUUUUCGAAUAUUAUAAAGCUAAAAUACCUGAUAUUUUUAAAGAAAGUAAUCCUUCAAAAGAAGCCGUUCCUGAAUAUGACAGAAAAAAUGAAAAUUUCAAUGCGAAAACAACUGAUAAUAUUAAUAAAGGAAGUGAUCCACCAAAAGGAGUUCUUGAAUAUUAUAAAGCUAAAAUAACUGAUUUUUUUAAAGAAAGUAAUCCAUCAAAAGAAGCAGUUCCUAAAUAUGACACAAAAAAUGGAUAUUUCAAUGCGAAAACAACUGAUAAUAUUUAUAAAGGUAGCAAUCCUUCAAAAGAAGAAGUUCCUGAGUAUGACAGAAAAAAUGAGUAUUUAAUUUCUAAAACAACUGAUAAUGUUUAUAAAGUAGGAAAUCCUUCAAAAGAAGCAAUUUCCGAAUAUGACAGAAAAAAUGAAUAUUUUAAUGUCAAGACAGCUGAAAAUAUUUAUAAAGGCAGUGAUCUACCGCAAGGAACUGUCCCUGAAAAUAAAAUCAAAAAUGAAAACUGUAUUGCUAAGACAGCUGAAAAUAUUAUUUAUUCGAAAAAUGAUUUUCCAGAAGAAAUAGUUCCUGAAUAUGACAAAAAUAAUAAAUAUUACAAUGCCAAAACAAUUGAUAAUAUUUAUAAAUUAGGUCUACCACAAGAAAAAGAUCCUGUAUAUGACAGAAAAAAUGAAUAUUAUAAUGGCAAAACAACUGAGAGUAAUUAUAAUGGAAGUGAUCCUAUACAAGAAAGAAUUACCGAACUUGACAGAAAAAAUGAAUUGUAUAAUGCCAAGAAAACUGAGAAAGAAAGUGAUCUGCCACAAGAAAGAUUUAAUGGCCUUGACAGAAAAUAUAAAUAUUAUAAUGCCAAGACUGCUGAGAAUGGUUUUAAGGAAAAGGAUCUACUAAAAGGAAUAGAUCUUGAAUAUGACAGAAAAAAUGAUUAUUAUAAAUCUAAAGCAGCUGAGAAUAAUAUUUAUAAAGUAUAUGACCAAUACCAAAGAAGAGGUCCUGAUGAUGAUAUAAAAAAGGGAUAUUAUAAUUCUAAGACAGCAGAGAAUAUAUCCCGACCUAAUUAUCCAAGCAGCCGAGAACAGGAGAGAUAUAGUUUUAAUGAGCCCGCGAAAAGUCUUUCCAAAGUUAGUGAUGUUCCACAUUCAAAAGACAAUGGUCAGUUUAAUGUUAAUGAGCAUGCUAGCAGUAAUAAUGAUUAUUCAUUAGCACAAACAGAUAUUGAUUUUAUUAUUAGUCAACAUAUGAGGGAGAGUUUUGAGAAACAAAAGGUUUAUGAAAAUGAUCAAACAUUUGAUGACAAAAAUGGUAAUACCAUACUGUAUAAUAUAAAUCGUGGAGAUCCGGAAAAUCUUUAUAUUUAUAAAACUGGCCAACAAUUUGAUUACAAAAAUUCCAAAACUAUGCCAAAUAAUUUUAAUCCCAAAGACUUAUAUUUCGACCCUGGUCAACCCUAUGGAUACGCAAAGUUUCCUCAAAAGAAACCGUAUUUAUCUUAUCCCAGGACUAACCCCUACAGAUCUGAGCCUAAAUUACAAAGAAUAAGACGAAGCCUUUUUCCAAGACAUACUAUAAAAAAUGAUAUAAAUAAUCCCAAUCCACAGAAAGAGCUUACUUUGCAAACAAUUGAGGAGAAUGGUGAAGUUCCAUGUGAUACUUGUGGUGGAAAGAAUAAAAAAAAGGGUGACAAGCCCCCAGCAAGACUUUGCAGUGCCUUGACAGAACCGAAAAGUUCCGAAAGUAAAAUGGAAGACUCUAUUGCACAAGAAAAACUGAACGAUGUCAUUCCGUGUGAUACUUGUGGAGGAAAGAACAAAAAAAUAGGAGGAAAACCCUUACCUGGCGGUGUAGACUCUGAGGUUCAUAGGGAAAAAGCGGAAAUCGGUGAAAAAUUAACACCACAAGAUAUGAUACCAUGCGAAAAGUGCAAGGUAAAUCGUGAAGGAAACCUGGCUUCUCAAUCCUGCGGUUGCGUAAGCAAUCCCAGCGUAUGCAAUUGUGAAAUAUCCAAAUUAUCCAGAGCUCCUAGUCGGAGUAAAGGAGAUUUAAAUUAUGGCGUGUUUAAUAUAAAUGAUCCCAUUCCGUAUUUAACAACUCAAUUGCGGAUUUUCAGAAGACGACAUAAUACUUGGUGGAGGAUUGCUCCCAUUGUAACAGUCGAUAGUGUGGCGGGUAUAUUUGCAAAUAAAAACAUAUCAAUGAUAUUUUCUACACGCAUCGGAACCUUGCGACAGGAAAAAUCUGCAAGAUUUUUAAAUCACAAACUUUUAAUUCCAUUAGCAAAUGAUGAACAAGUGGUCGGGGCCAAGAGCUUGGACACGUUAACGGAAAUGCAGAAUAACAUUGGGAAAGGCUUUCUAAUUGGCAAUUCCAAGAAGGAUAUUUCCAUUCGUGAAAUAAAGAACGAUGAUGAGGAUGCCAUUAAAACAAUUGACACCCUAGGCUAUUUUCCAGAAUCCAUGAAGGCCUUACAAAUGUGUCCCCACAACGACAAGAAUCUUUGCCUAAAUAUUCGAGGCGAAAGGGUACCAGAGUUUAGUAUCAAAAUCAAGAUCCCCUUUCGGGAGAAUGCUUUUAUGGUGGGAAAUAAGCAUGUGAUAAAGAUAUCCAACAUUAUUACCGAUGCAACCACAAAGGAUGCCCUUCAUAUUUCCAUCGAUGUUAUCAACAAGGGUCUAGAGGCACAUGAAUAUUCCAUAUAUGUUUAUAAUUGUCCUCUGUCCAAAAGUGCAUUAAGUACGACUAGUCUUAGAAAGCAACUACUACCAGAUAUUGGGCAAAGUGUUACCUUUUUACUACCCUUCAUAAAUGGAGCAAAGAAAAACAAGAAAUUUACUUGUGAUGUGGUUGUUAAGGAAUCUGAGUUAAAUAAUGCAAAUAGAAGCUUUUUUAUGAAAUCAGCUGACUUAAAAGCCGGUAUUAUUGCCAAGAGGUCCAUGGACAUUAAGGUCAAUUCCAGAUGCUUCUGCAUUGGGAGAUGUCGCUGUCAUUGCAUGGAAAGAUUAGAAACUUAUAUAAAUUACAAUGUUUGUGAGAAAAUGAGCCGUAGGGCACAGGAAGAGGCGGGACUCAUAUAUAAUUGCCCGCCUGGAAAUGAAAAAAAUGAUGUUUGCAUCACGGACUGUUCGACUGAAAGCCACAAAAAGAUGUCGUUCAACAUAUUUUAUCAAGUUCAAACUAUUAUAAUAAUUAUUCUAAUUUGGCUUCUUAUAUUCGGUCUUUUGAAAGCUAUUUUUGGCCUCUGUAUUCAGUCGAUAGAUAAAUGGGGCUUCGAGACUGUCCAACCUGGCAAAUAUUAUGCUUGCACAUCGAGGAUUCGAAUAUUUAUUGUGAAUGUAUUCUUCUUUAUUAUUUAUCCUUUCACAUGCUGGUGUAAGUGUUUCAAGCCAAAACCGGAGGACCUAAUGGCCGCCAGUACCGAUUGGUCCUGUAAUAAUGAAAUGUUUGAAGAUGAUUGUCCCUUAAGCGAGAAUAAAGACUCCAAGGCGUCUCGACUUCGUGGUGGUGGUCAUGCUCAGAAAAUAUCUGAAAAUCUGCUACUUGCCUUUUCUCCAAAUUAUGAAAAUGGUUUGUUCAAAGAUGACAAGCCCGACGAUGAGGAGAGUACAGCAUUUAUUUUAGAAGUUUUGGAGGAAAGCAAAACUUCAUUGAGUAAAAUGAUGAGUCAAAGUACCAAAAGUUCUGAGAGUCCCGUGAUUGUUUCAAACUGUGCGGAGAACAGUGAAGAAGACAGAACAGCCGAGGAGCUGGUAAACAGUCUUAAAGCCUCCCAGAGGGCUUACCGGAUGUUGAAUUCGCCGGUGGGCGGAGUGAUUAAUAUUCCGGAAAAUUGCCAAUAUUGUGUUAAAGGCUUCUUUCUUCCCACCAUAAAGAACACUUUUGAAUUCUUUAGCUAUCAUCCUUUAGUUCAGUACAUUAGCAUCACGAAGGAGAAUGAAAUUGUGAAGCUGAAGAAACCUGAAUAUCUCCAUACAGAUGAAUUCACAAGGAGUUAUGCCAGUAAAUUAGAGGUAUUGAAAGCGGGGGAUCUAUCAGUCGGCUGCCCACCAAAUGUUCAUUGCAUAAAUAUUACUCCCUUUAACGACUUGGAAAGUUCUUUUGUAAAGCUUUCAGAUCUAUUGAAGGACAAGAACAGCAACUAGGCAAAAUCAUUAUAGAUAAAUCUGAUAUAUUCAUUUUUUUGUUUAAUUUUGUUAAAUUUAAUUGUUUUCAAAUAUCUUAAAUAAAUCUUUGUAGUUCUUAAUUUAA